UAGGAGAGAGAGCUGGAGAGUAACAUUGGCCAAGCUGAAACAAGAGUUUUAAACGAGUGAUGGAAUAGUUUUCCCAGCAUUUUGAAAAGUGUAAGAGCGUCCACCUGGGGGAGAAAAAGACAGCUACAGACCCCAGGGUCUCCUUUCUGCUCUCUCUCCCCCAAUUCCCAGCACUAACCCCUCCUCCCCAUAGAGGUAGAGGAGGGUGGUGGGAGGGGAAGGGGAAGGGGCAGGGAUGGGUUUGCGCAGUGUUGACCUCCUCAUCAAGCUGCAGAUCCUGCCGGGUUUCUUCUCCAGCUGCCUGUUCCUGGCCGUGUACGAUUCGGUGGUACUGCUGAAGCAGGCAGUGUCCCGCCUGAGCGGUCCAGCAGCUGGAGAUGGAGUGCCCCGCAUGCUGACGGUGGAGGGGAUGCAGACGGUGUGGAGGAGCUUCCUGCUGGAUGCCGCCAAGCCGGUGAGGCCGGGGGGCCAGGCCCCCAACCCCCGGGUGGUGAGGCUGGGCGAGCGGCAAGGUGAGGCGGAGCGGCUGCAGAGGGUGGGAGGCCUGGCGGAGUGCCGCCUGCUGGAUUUUGCCAGCCCUGGGCGACCCUUGGUGGUCAACUUCGGCUCGGCCACCUGACCCCCCUUCGUGGCCAGCCUGCCAGCUUUCUGCCGCACGGCGGAGGAGUACCAGGCUGGCGCUGACUUCCUGCUGGUCUACAUCGAUGAAGCUCACCCCUCAGACGGCUGGGCUGCCACCUCGCCCUUCCAGCUGCCCCGUCAUCGCACCCUGGCCGAGAGGUGUUCCGCCGCUAGCCUCCUCCUCCGGCACUUCCCGGUGCCCCCCCAGUGCCCGGUGGUAGCCGACUGCAUGGACAACGAAAGCAACGUGGCGUACGGCGUCUCCUUCGAGAGGUUCUGCAUCGUGCAGGACCAGAAGAUUGUGUACUUGGGGGGCAAGGGGCCCUUCUUCUACAGCCUGGCAGGGGUCAGGGCAUGGCUUGAGCAACACCGUCUGAAACAGGGGGCAAAGGUUGGCAGCGAUGCCCCCCACGACCUCCCGGCUCCCAUUCCAGCUGCUACCCACAGCCCUCAACUGGACGUAUAACAUCCUGGGAGUGAUCUGAAGAAGAAUCACUGAAGAUAUCCAACACCAAUGAAGCCAUUUCAGCCAUUACCAGAUGCCAACCAUUCACCACCAUGUCCUUCUCUCCUUAGAUGCUGCUGAGCUUCUCUCCGCCUGAUUCCGAUGUCCGGCCAAAGCCACCGUGUUUUGCUUUGUUUCCCCUGUGCCUGGCAGUGCUUCCAGUCGCUCCUCUGCCCAGUUCAAUGGGCAGACCUAUCACUGCCAAGGGGCACCGAACACUGGGCCAUAAAUACCAACAUAUUCUGGCAGCUUUCGCAACCCGAGAUUAAAUUUUGUGUUUUACGAAAAGCAUCAAGACAAGCAAGAGAACCUUACCCCCUCGCCCGCCUUCAGGUUACACAAAAGCCACGUUAAAAACCACCAUGAGCGGUCUCUUUCCAAGUGAUUAAAAAGACUGAAUUGAACAAGAAAGUCUUUCUUCUGGACAGAGACUGUUUUGUUUAAUUACCGUGGGACUGCUUUCAAAAUAUCCUCCAGGUUUUCCAUGUUGAUUUUAUGUUUAGAAAGUAAUUUAUUUGUUUUAGUUGAAUUCUGUAGCGCUCUCAAAUGUUUGCAGGUCUAACUCAGUUCUUUUGCCAUCGUUCUCUGUGCGUUUUCAUCAGUGUGCAGAAAAUUGCAUGUUACAUCAGCUUCGUCCUGUCUUAUAGUUCAGAAGAGGAGUCCAGAAGGACUCGAAACAUUUAACUUUGUCUGUCUGUCUGUCUCUCUCUCUCUCUCCACAGAUGCUGCCAGACCUGUUGAGUUUCUCUCUGUGUUUGCUUUCGUUUUCCAGCACCUGUGGAAUUCUGCCUCUCUGUUCUAAGUUAUUGAGUUCCUGGGUCCACCUGCAGCAACCGAUGAGGCCAGGCUGGGGAGGGAGUGCGUGUGCAGAAUGAAGAUAACUGACCAAAGAGUCCUGCACUCAGUCAGUAUUCGGAAGAGGAAGCAGCACUGCCCACUCCCAUUGUGGAAGAAUGUGGAAGGAGUCUGACUGUCUGCCUUGGAAUUAUUUAUAUAGAUAGAUAGAUAGAUAGAAUCAACUUGUGGUGCUAUGCAGUGUGCACUUUUAUCUGUGUUAUAAUAAAAGGUUUUGUAGCUGA
Chiloscyllium plagiosum (whitespotted bambooshark) is the source of this 2205-nucleotide messenger RNA. It is a transcript of the gene dio2, whose product is annotated as iodothyronine deiodinase 2. The record is from RefSeq and is a predicted model, not a curated record. Gene Ontology annotation, molecular function: thyroxine 5'-deiodinase activity. Lineage: Eukaryota; Metazoa; Chordata; Chondrichthyes; Orectolobiformes; Hemiscylliidae. Gene Ontology annotation, biological process: thyroid hormone metabolic process.